UGUUGCUGCUGCGGCUCCUGCGGCUGCUGCUGGUGGUGGUGGUGCUGCUUGGCAUACGCACAUAUGUCUUCCAAUCUGAGCUGCUUUGAGCCACACUGUUUCAUCUAGUGUUAUCAAGGCUGAUGCGAGCCUCUCGUCUUUCUGGGUCUGCUGCAGCUGUUGUGUGAGAAACGGAGAAAUGCUGUGAAGGCAUGUCUGUGCCUUGUUGGUGUUGCUUUGUGAGCCAGCCAGUGUUUUGAAUUUUAACCUUUCAUGGUUGUGUAAUGGUUGUAUCAUCAUGAUAUCCACAUGGGCGUCAGUGAUUGUCAUACUGGUGGCAAUCGUGAAUGGAGCCAGAAAUGAGGAUGGCAUACAGCCGUGCGCAGAGGUCCAAACGUCCAGCUCAGCUGUGCCUUUGGGGUCACUUGUCACAGCCACCUGUGUCAUCACAGAUGCCUGCCCCCUGGUCAUUGGACAAGCUGUCCAUAUAGUGUGGAGGCUCGGGGAUCGGUUUCUCCCCAGCAGCUCUGUGUCCAAUGACAGCGGCAGGGUUUCCAAGGUUGUCAUACAGAGCUUCAAUCACACCAGGGAGUACCUCACCUGCUGUGUACAGGCCUCUCCUGUUCAAGUAGUAGGAGGAGUGGAGAUCAGAGCCGGAUAUCCACCAGAAGCGCCACAAAACCUCAGCUGUCAGACAAACCUCACCACCACUAUCACCCUGACCUGUAGCUGGGACCCUGGGCAGCAGGAAACCCACCUGAUUACAAAGUACACCCUCCACACCGAGAUAUGGGAUUUAAACCAGAACCACACUUACGAGGUCCUACCAGGAAUUCACCGCUAUACCAUCCCUCGUGCUGACUUUGUCCUGUUCUCAGAAAUGAAAAUAUAUGUGAAGGCAAAGAAUGAACUUGCAGAAGCAACCUCAGUACCAAUUAUUUUGGAACCCACCAGUGCAGCUAAGUUCGACCCACCAACAAUUCUGAAGGUUCAAGCAGUGCCUAAAAAGUAUGGCUGCCUGAAGCUGAGCUGGAUCCUAUCUCAGCACCAGGUCUGGAUGCAUAACCUCCGCCUGAACCUGGAAGUUCGUCUUGAGACCGCUGAAAGCCACCAAUUGAUUGAACAACUAAUACCGGUGAGGCAGGUUAGACUAGCCAGACCUGUGGACCUGUGUCGUCUCUUCCAUGGGACUCAGUAUCUCGCUCGGAUUAGAGUCAGAUACCUGCAGAGCCCCUGGAGUGAAUGGAGCAGCAGCCAGUCCGGGGUCACCUUGGAAAGCGCUCCCACUGGACGCCUAGACUGGUGGAUGAAGGUAUCAGGGGACGAUACGCACAAAGAACUCAGCAUACACUUGUUUUGGAAGCCAUCAAAACAAUUUCGUGCCAACAGCCAGAACGUGUCAUACAUUGUCUCGGUGCAAAAACUGCCUGGUGAAAAGGGAAAGUUGUGCUCUACAAUGGGGAAUUACUGUACUUUCCAGCUUCCCAGGAGAGCAAAGAAGGUGUAUCUGAGUGCUUUAAAUGCAGCAGGGAAAUCCAACCCCACUGAAGUUCGGAUUUAUCUACCUAAAGAUCAUACAGUGAUUUCAGACGUCUCAGUCAUUCCUCAUGAUGACAGAUCCCUACUGGUCCAGUGGAGAAGCCUGGUUUCUCCCAGUCCCACUGGUUUUGUGGUGGAAUGGAGGCCUUUGUUAAAAACAGACCUGUCUCUCACACAGUUUGAAAUAACUGACAGAAACCAGACAAGUCUUGUUAUAACAGGCAGCUUUGAGCCCUACAAGCCCUAUGGGAUCUCUGUGUAUCCUAGGUUUAAGGAUGGGAUAGGCCUUCCUCAGACUGUUAAUGCCUACUCGAGACAAAAGGCUCCAUCCAUGGUUCCAAAAAUACGAAUUAAAAAGACCUGGCAGUCACACAUUGAGCUUACUUGGGAUGAAAUACCAUUAGACCAAAGGAACGGAAUUAUCCAGAGCUACAAAGUCAUGUACUGGAAUGAGAAGGGACUCAUUAACGUUGUGAAUGCUGACCUGGAAGAGAGGACGGUGGUCCUCAAAGACCUCAACACUGGGCCUCUGUAUGAGGCAUACAUGAUGGUUAGCACGUUUGGUGGAAGCCUGAAUGGGUCAACAAUUCAUUUUAAUAUUGAGCCCUUCGAUGUGGUUACUGUUGUGUUGAUUGUGACUGCGUCUGGAGUUGGACUGUCAUUGUUGAUUAUCUUCAUUGUCACGACUUGUUUCUCCAACCACAGAAGGCUGAAGGGGCGUUUCUGGCCAGCUGUUCCAGAUCCGGCUAAUAGCAGCAUCAGGAGAUGGACAUCAGAAUCAACACAGGAUACCAAUCUUGCUUCGGACAGUGAGGAGCCCAAUCCAAUAUACCUGUCCCACCUCAGCUUCCUGGACCUCCCUGUGAAACUAAGUAAACAGGACGAUGACCUGUGGUUGAGCAGUGCAGAGGACACCAGUGACCUGGGAGAAUCCAUUUGUGGUUCACCAUUCAUCCCUGGCUACUCUGGUUCAAACUGCGACUCUGUUCCUUACGCUACUGUGAUCUUCUCCAGUCCAUGCAACAGCCCUACAAAUAAAGCUCCUAAUGUCUACCUGCGUUCUGAGUCCACACAGCCCCUCUUGGAGACUGAAGAAUCCUUCAGUCCAGAGUGCUAUCAAAAUAUGGCAACUGAGGGGUUGCCCAGAGAGCAAUGUUUUUUUGGACCGUGCCAUGAUUGCAUACCCGAAGAACAAGCCAACCCAGGCAUCCUUUGGGAUGACUUUCCUUUUCUACGAGCAUUAGCAAUGAAUGAUACACAAAAUGACUAAAAGUACUUUGCUGAUUAUAAGAGUAACCGCUUUGUAAGAUGUAGAGUUUGUGUAAUGAGCCAAUUGACAUAAGUUUGAUCCAGCAUAACACACAGCUGUAAAUGCACACUAGAUUUAAUCCUAAAAUCACUCUGAUGUUAAUGAUUAUGAUGUUGAUUAUUUGUCUGUGCACUCUGUAGAUACUUCCCUUCUUUGCAAAAUAAACUUUUUUACUGAA
This is a messenger RNA of Morone saxatilis (striped sea-bass), 3005 nucleotides long. It is a transcript of the gene csf3r, whose product is annotated as colony stimulating factor 3 receptor (granulocyte). Gene Ontology annotation, molecular function: protein binding; cytokine receptor activity. The coding region runs from base 278 to 2788 and encodes 836 amino acids. The record is from RefSeq and is a predicted model, not a curated record. Lineage: Eukaryota; Metazoa; Chordata; Actinopteri; Moronidae. The transcript has 17 exons. Gene Ontology annotation, cellular component: external side of plasma membrane. Gene Ontology annotation, biological process: cytokine-mediated signaling pathway.